Molecule: messenger RNA, 814 nt
Organism: Anoplophora glabripennis (Asian longhorned beetle)
Lineage: Eukaryota; Metazoa; Arthropoda; Insecta; Coleoptera; Cerambycidae
Product: trypsin-7-like
Exons: 2
Coding region: 30-800 (256 amino acids)
Biological process (GO): proteolysis
Molecular function (GO): serine-type endopeptidase activity
Source: RefSeq, a predicted model, not a curated record
GUGAAACAGUGGGAAAUAUUUGUUGGAAAAUGACGCACUUCACCGUACUGAUUUUGGUCCUCUUUGGCACCGGAUUAGGGGUCUCGUAUGGAAAUCCAAAUGAAAGAAUACUGGGCGGAAACGAAACUGACAUUGAAAACUACCCUUACGCUCUUCAGCUGUUCUAUAUGGACCAACUAGAAUGCGGGGGUAUCUUAGUUUCUGAACGUUUUGCUCUAACCGCUGGUCACUGCAUAGCCAGAAAGACCGUAGAAUAUUUUCUGAUCCGCGCUGGAACUACAACCCUUGGAGAAGGCGGCCAAACGUUCACUAUAUCACAAACCACUUACCAUCCACAGUUCAACCUGAGCCAUAAUAACUACGACGCGGUUGUUCUUCUUUUGUCAGAGACCGUUUCAGUCUCUACAGCGAAACCCAUACAAUUAGCUACGGACGAUAGUGCUAUCAUCGAGGGAGGGACGAUUCUAGUAGCAGGUUGGGGUUGGACGAUACUGAAUACGAAAAAUGAGUUUUCCACGACACUUCGAGUUACUGACCUAACUAUUCUCGGUGACGAAGAGUGUAAAAAUUCCUACGAUACACCGGUCAUCACGGAUGCCAUGUUCUGUGGGAACUAUUCGGGAACAAAGAUCCGAGAUUUUUGUUUUGGAGAUUAUGGUGGACCUGCCGUUAUCGACGGGAUCCUGCAGGGUAUCAUAUCGUUCGGCGAGAGCUGUGGAGAUGGUUACAAUGGCAAAGUAUUUGUAAGGAUUUCUAUCAUAAGAGAGUGGGUGCUGAAUAUUAUUCAGUCAAUUGAUUAAAUGAUGAGACGGAA